AUGGCUGCCUCGGUCAAGGAUAAACGUGCUUCCUCAUCCAUUGAAAAUGAAAAGGUUGAUGUUGUGGUUCCACCAUCUCAACAACAGCAGCUGCAACCCGAGGUAGAAGAAGAGGAUAAUAGCAUGCAGCCUGGUGUCAAGAAAAUUGAACUGCUCAAGCAGGUGUGGACCAAGUCUGAUAUUUAUAUCAUUUGCAUCGGUGUUCUGUUCGUGUCAUGGUCCUCUCACUGGGAAGGCUUCAUUCUCCAGACUAUCAACCCCAACGUGACCAGCUCCUUUGGCGCUAACGCAAUCAUGAGUAUCCUGAGCACCGUUACCAACAUUUUGCAGUCUGUUCUGUUUCCUACCUACUCCAAGUUGAGUGAUAUGAUCGGUCGUGCUGAAAUGUUUACUGUGUCUACUAUCCUCUAUGCCGUCUCUUAUAUAAUCAUGGCCACCUCCCAAAACUACGCAACGCUCGUGGGCGGUAAAGUUAUUAACACCUUGGGCGAUACUGGUAUUAUGAUUCUUUGCCCAAUUUUGAUUGGAGAUUUGACCAGUGUGAAGAAGAGAGGCUUUUACCAUGGUCUGUUUAAUAUUCCCCGUAUUAUCAACUUAUAUGCCACAUCUUAUGCCGGCAAUGCCUUUUGGUACAGUGGCAAUUGGCGCUGGGGUUAUGGCCAUAUUCCAUUCCUUCUUUGCGGUAGCGCUGUCCCUCUCUUGUUUGGCCUUUUUCGUACCCAAAAAGUGUUCAAGGAGCGCGGCCUGUACGAUAACUACAAGAAAGCCUACCGGGAGCGACACGGUCACCGUAGCCGAUGGCAUAGCUUCAUAUGGUAUCUUGUUCAAAUCGAUAUUGUUGGUGCAAUCCUUCUUGUUGGUGGUCUCGCUAUGAUUCUUUUGCCUCUCGUGUUGGCCAGAAAGCAGUUCGGCGGUUGGGCUACUGCCAAUACUCUUGGUACCCUCUGUGGUGGCGUCGUAACUUGGGCCUUGCUUGUCAUUUGGGAAUGGAAAUACGCCGAAAAGCCUUUAGUGCCACUCACCAAGUGGCCUAAUAACACUGCCAUCUUGGGUGUUUGUGCUGUUUCUACGGUGACCAUUAUUUCAUCGACCAAUUGGCUUUACUUUAAUACCUAUCUUCAAGUUUCUCGUAAGAUCUCUCCUGGUCACGCUAGUAUGCUCGGUCGUGGUUACAAUACCGGUUAUAUGGUCGUGCAGUUCAUUGUCGGUUACUUGAUGAUGAAAACUCGUGUUUGGCGCCCUUACGUAUGGGGUGGCGUUACAUUGAUGAUUCUUGGUGUCGGCCUCAUGAUUCCCGCUCGUAAACCAAGCUCUUCGGAGGCAUUCGUUGUUAUCUCUCAAACAAUUGCUGGUAUCGGUUCGGGUAUGAUGGACAUUCCAUUGACUGUAGCAGUACAAAGCUGUGUUCCUCACGAUGAUAUGGCCAUGGUCACCGCCCUGUUUCAAGUCGGUGGUUCUAUUGCUGCUGCUAUUGGCUCCACGAUGGCAGGUAGUAUUUGGAACAACCUGUUGCCUCAAAAGCUUGAACAAUAUGUCCCUGGUGACUUCGAUGCCGCUCAAAUUAUGGGUUCGAUUUCGGUUGCCCAGGGCCUACCUGAAGAGCAGUACCAAGGUGUCGUCCAAGCUUACAGUGAGGUGAUCAAGACAUUGUCCACCAUUGCUGUGUGUGUCGCUGUUCUUACUUUCUCCUUUACCAUCCGCAUGAGAUCGUUUGGUCUAUCGGACAGCCCUAAAAAUCGCGAAGAAAUGGAAAAGCAAAAAGAUGCUUCGGAUACUACUACUGCUACUAUUGAUGAAAAGGCAAGACAACGUGGUAAGAAAUGCAGUUCUCGGAAAUGGUCAGAUCCGCAGCAUUUCUUUGGAAGUGUCCAGAAAGAUCCUCCUGUUCGAUCAACGCGUAUUGUGUAUGAUGGGAUAUUUGUUAACGCUCUACAUACAUAG
This is a messenger RNA of Zychaea mexicana, 1941 nucleotides long. Its product is annotated as major facilitator superfamily domain-containing protein. Gene Ontology annotation, molecular function: transmembrane transporter activity. NCBI's taxonomy places the organism in Eukaryota, Fungi, Mucoromycota, Mucoromycetes, Mucorales, Lichtheimiaceae. The transcript is spliced from 10 exons. Gene Ontology annotation, biological process: transmembrane transport. Bases 1 to 1941 code for a protein of 646 amino acids. The record is from RefSeq and is a predicted model, not a curated record.